AUGUCUCAACCAUGCGCCAUCCAUGCUUGUGAUCGUACAGCAUGUGCUCUAUGUCAUUGCUGUCAACAAAACAUCUGUGUCGUUCAUUUGAAUGAACAUAAUAACUAUCUCAACAGUCGACUACAUCCAUUCGUUGACACGAUUCAAUCAUUAGAUGCUCAUCUGAAAUCGAUUGAUAUUGCGACUGUCGCCGAUGCUUAUCGACAGCAACUUGAACACUGGCGAGCGGAUUCUCAUCAGAAGAUCGAUCACUAUGUCGAACAAAAAUAUCGAGAAGUCGAACGAUUGUUGAAAGACAAAGUCAAUGAAGAACGCGAUGAAAUCAAUCAAGUUCACAACAAAGUUAAUAAACUAAUUCACGACCAACAGAUGAACCGUACUGAUUUCCACGAAUUAUCAACGAUGGUCGAUUAUUUAGAAAGACAAGUGAACAAUCUGCAUGAGAAUUUUAUUGAUAUUCAAAUACGACCAUUAGUAGUAGAUGCGAACUCGAUUUAUAUCCGGGGGAUAAACGAAGAAGUCUAUAACUUAUCGAUUCUUUCGCCAACUUAUCGGACUAUUCAUCAACCUGAAGGGAGUUAUCGUAUAUUAUCUAGUAAUGAUCGCAUACUUUUGAUGCAUCAAACACCUAAUCUAUGCCUUGUAAAUGAAGACUUACUAAUCUUCAAACAAGUUCCGUGGCGGAAUGGAAAGGUUUUCGAUGUAUGCUGGUCAACAACAUUGAAAUGUUUUGUUUUAACUACAGCGAAAAGUGUUUUUCUUCUCAGCGAAAACGAUAUGUCAAUUGAAAAAAUAAAAGCUCUUGAAAAACGCAAAUGGUUAUCAUGUACAUGUUCGGAGAAAUGUCUUUUUCUCUCAACGAACGAAUCGCACUCGUCCAUUAUGAAAGUUACUCUCGCAUCAACGAAGAAAUUCGAUCAUCAAUGGCAAUCGAAUAUAUGCAAAUCAGAAGAAAUCAUCGAUACUCUUCGAUAUGAUAAAGAAAACCUUGCCGUGAUAAUCAAAAAUCACUCCGAGAAUACAACACGAAUGGAUUUACGAUCAGCAGAAACAUUAAGACCCAUUUGGUCGUUCAUUCUCGAUGUCACAUGGUGUCCUACUAAACCACUGCAUUGUUGUCCAUUCAUCGCAGAGGACUGGCUAAUUAGUGACUUCGAAUCAGGACGUUUAUUACAUAUAACAAAAACAGGUAACGUUAAUUCAAUAAUAUCAUAUAAUACAAUUCCAUACAGAAGUACUUUAUUCGGUACACAUGUCUUAGCUAUUUCCACAGAAGAUGGCGUGAAUUUUCAUAAAUUAAAUUAUAAGAAAACCUACACUAUUUUUGUUUUGUGA
Adineta ricciae is the source of this 1335-nucleotide messenger RNA. Lineage: Eukaryota; Metazoa; Rotifera; Eurotatoria; Adinetida; Adinetidae. The record is from the annotation of a GenBank genome assembly.